GCCGACUCCGCAGCCCGAGCCUUGGGGCGGGGAGACGCGGACGCGGCUGCCUCGGCACCUCAAGACCUCAGGACGCAGGACCCCUCCGGCCUCCGGGCCAGGAAGCACUGAGGCCGCGGCCCGUCCCGCCCGGCUCCCGCCGCCGCCGCCGCCGCCGCCCGGGACCAGAAGAUGCGCUCCAAGACACCCCCGCCCCUGUUGCUGUCACUGCUGCUGCUGCUGCCGGCCCUGGAGCCCAGGGUGCAGGGCUGCCCAACCGGCUGCCAGUGCAACCAGCCACAGACAGUCUUCUGCACCGCCCGCCAGGGGACCACCGUGCCUCUCGACGUGCCGCCCGACACAGUGGGCCUGUACGUCUUUGAGAAUGGCAUCACCACACUCGACGCGGGCAGCUUUGCCGGCCUGCCGGGCCUGCAGCUCCUCGACCUGUCACAGAACCAGAUUGCCAGCCUGCCCGGUGGGGUCUUCCAGCCACUGGUCAACCUCAGCAACCUGGACCUGACUGCCAAUAGGCUUCGGGAAAUCACCAACGAGACCUUCCGCGGCCUGCGGCGCCUGGAGCGCCUCUACCUGGGCAAGAACCGCAUCCGCCACAUCCAGCCCGGUGCCUUCGACGCGCUCGACCACCUACUGGAGCUCAAGCUGCAGGACAACGAGCUGCGGGCGCUGCCCCCGCUGCGCCUGCCGCGCCUGCUGCUGCUCGACCUCAGCCACAACAGCCUCCCAGCCCUGGAGCCCGGCAUCCUGGACACCGCCAACGUGGAGGCGCUGCGGCUGGCCGGCCUGGGGCUGCAGCGGCUGGACGAGGGGCUCUUUGGCCGCCUGCGCAACCUCCACGACCUGGACGUGGCCGACAACCAGCUGGAGCUCGUGCCGCCCGCCAUCUGGGGCCUGCGGGGCCUGACGCGCCUGCGGCUGGCGGGCAACACCCGCAUCGCCCAGCUGCGGCCCGAGGACCUGGCCGGCCUGGCAGCCCUGCAGGAGCUGGACCUGAGCAACCUGAGCCUGCAGGCCCUGCCGCACGAGCUCUCGGUUCUCUUCCCCCGCCUGCGGCUCCUGGCGGCUGCCCGCAACCCCUUCAACUGCGUGUGCCCCCUGAGCUGGUUCGGCCCCUGGGUGCGGGAGAGCCGCGUGGCACUGGCCAGCCCCGAGGAGACACGCUGCCACUUUCCACCCAAGAACGCUGGCCGGCUGCUCCUGGACCUUGACUACGCCGACUUUGGCUGCCCGGCCACCACCACCACGGCCACGGUGCCCACCAUGAGGCCCACGGUGUGGGCGCCCACAGCCCCACCUUCCAGCAUGGCUCCCACCUGGCUCAGCCCCACGGAGCCGACCACUGAAGCCCUGAGCCGACCGCCCCCUGCCCCGCCCACCAUGGGUCCUGCCCCCCAGCCCCGGGACUGCCCGGCGUCCAUCUGCCUCAGUGGGGGCACCUGCCACCUGGGGGCGCGGGGCCACCUGGAGUGCCUGUGUCCUGAGGGCUUCACGGGCCUGUACUGUGAGAGCCGGGUGAGGCCAGGGCCGAGGCCCAGCCCUGCCCCGGCCACCAUGCGGCCACCCCAGCCCCUGCCCCUCGGCAUUGAGCCCGCCAGCCCCACCUCCCUGCGGGUGGGACUGCAGCGCUACCUGCAGGGCAGCACCGUGCAGCUCAGGAGCCUCCGCCUCACCUACCGCAACCUGUCGGGUCCCGACAAACGGCCGGUGACGCUGCGGCUGCCCGCCUCACUCGCAGAGUACACGGUCACCCAGCUGCGGCCCAAUGCCACCUACUCCAUCUGCGUCCGGCCCCUGGGGGCCGGGAGGGUGCCUGAGAGCGAGGAGGCCUGUGGGGAGGCCCGCACGCCCCCGGCAGUCCGCUCUAACCACGCCCCAGUCACCCAGGCCCGAGAGGGCAACCUGCCACUCCUGAUUGCGCCCGCCCUGGCUGCCGUGCUCCUGGCCGUGCUGGCUGCCGUGGGGGCGGCCUUCUGUGUGCGGCGGGGGCGGGCCGCGGCAGCUGUGGCUCAGGGCAAAGGGCAGGUGGGGCCAGGGGCCGGGCCCCUGGAGCUGGAGGGGGUGAAGGCCCCCUUGGAGCCAGGCCCCAAGGCAACUGAGGGUGGUGGGGAGGCCCCGCCUGGCGGGCCUGAGUGUGAGGUGCCGCUCAUGGGCUACUCGGGGCCCGGCCCCCAGGGGCCCCUCCCAGCUAAGCCCUACAUCUAAGCCUGGGAGUGAUGGACGGCCGAGGCCAGGCUCUCGGCCCCACUGGGACUGGCCAGGGCCCUCCUGCUGCCAGAUCAAGGAAGUUCUCAGAUCCGUACGAUGAGGACACGUCAGGACCGGGGCUGUGUGACCACAGCAAGUCCCUGCCCCUCUCUGGACCUUGGUGUCCUCAUCCGUAAGAAGCUGGGACCCAGGUGAUAACCUCUAAGGUCCCCCCUGCCCGAGUGCCUAGAGGAUGGCGUCGGCCCCGUCUUCUGCAACAUGCAACCUCUGGGGUGGGGCGGGCCCUGCCGUGUGCUGGUAACACAGGCCCGGGGCUGCCAAGCCCCCCACCCCAAGGAGACUCUGGGGGCCAGUGAAGGAAGCCCCCAGAAAAGAGAGCAGAGGGAGAGUGGGACUGGGGAUGGGGUGGGUGACCCUGCCUCAACCCCAGAAAGUGAAGGAACAAAAGAAACUGGAAAGAAAGAUGCUUUAGGAACAAGUUUUGCUUUUGUUUUUUAAAAUAUAUUUAUAAAAGAUCCUUUCCCAUUUAUUCUGGGAAAAUGUUUUUCAAACUCAGAGACAAGGACUUUGGUUUUUGUAAGACAAAUGAUGAUAUGAAAGCCUUUUGUAAGAAAAAUAAAAGAUGAAAA
Molecule: messenger RNA, 2834 nt
Organism: Balaenoptera musculus (blue whale)
Lineage: Eukaryota; Metazoa; Chordata; Mammalia; Artiodactyla; Balaenopteridae
Gene: VASN
Product: vasorin
Exons: 2
Coding region: 172-2202 (676 amino acids)
Cellular component (GO): plasma membrane
Molecular function (GO): protein binding
Source: RefSeq, a predicted model, not a curated record